AUGAACGAUGCUAAAAUAGAUUUUCUAAAGUGGCUAUAAAAAGAACGAAAUGAUCAAUUUACUUAAUUGUUUUCAGAAGAUGUUCUAUUAAAUAUAGAAUCAGAAAAAGAGAUUUCUAAACUUUAAAAAAUAUCUUUGAAUAAUUACCAAAAAUUAAUAUAUAGUGGAUCAAAUAUUCAAUUAAACAAAGUAAUCAAGUCUAAUGUUUAAGAAAUUAAUCAAAAGAAUAAAUUUUAGCAAACAAAAAUAAAUGAUUUAAUAGGUAUUCUUAUAUUUUAAUAUUAAGAUAAUAUUUAAUUAGGAGAAAACUUUCUAGAUUAGAAUGAAAGAAUAGAUUCACGUAAUUAUUAAUAGCCACAAAUCUCAAGAUAACCAAAGUAAGAGUUUUUAAAAGAAGAAAUACCAUUAAGAAAACUUAUAGCAAUUUUAAAAUGA
Messenger RNA from Paramecium pentaurelia, 435 nucleotides. The record is from the annotation of a GenBank genome assembly. Lineage: Eukaryota; Ciliophora; Oligohymenophorea; Peniculida; Parameciidae.